Lindgomyces ingoldianus is the source of this 405-nucleotide messenger RNA. RefSeq lists its product as uncharacterized. The transcript has 2 exons. Lineage: Eukaryota; Fungi; Ascomycota; Dothideomycetes; Pleosporales; Lindgomycetaceae. Bases 1 to 405 code for a protein of 134 amino acids. The record is from RefSeq and is a predicted model, not a curated record.
AUGCCCGAGACGAAGAAGGAUCGGGGAAGAGCUGACAAGGAGAUUAAUUGGAUGAAUAAGAUAUUAGAGCCGUUAAUGAAGCAGCAGUGGGAGUUUACUAAUGGCAUGCAUCGACUCAAUCUACAAACGACUCCUGGCCGAAAGCCUCAGUGGCCAUGGAAUCAGAAGAACGGUAAGCUGGCCCGUGGCAAAGGCCCUGGCAUUGACUGGUACCGUCGCCAGACGACGAUUCUUCUGCCGAAGCUACUACCCUUUGCAAAACAGUGUCAAGCUGAACGGCCAGGUGCGAUUAUACAAGAGGAUAGGAAAGGCAAAAAGCACCAGCGCCUUGAACACUGCAGAGAUUAUCCAAGGAUGCUUUUAGGGGAAUUGAAUGGCCAAACUAGAUGGAGUCCUGCCUGGUGA